UGUAUUUAAGGUGUCCAUAAAUUCCUGUUCAUAUAUAGCGUGCCCUUAAUCGCCAAUCCAAUAAAAAGAAUUAUUAUUUUCGUUUUCUUUCGAUCCCUAAAAAAGAAUUAUUAUUGUUCAAUUUAUAUUCUUUGAUCAAGAAAUGGCUACUUACAACUUGGAAGAAAGUCCAGACGUGUUCAUAACCCCACACUUUUACGACAAUGAGUUCCAGUAUCGAAUGGUGAGCAUCAGUGGAGAGGACGACAGAAAGGUAAUUCGUUCCAUAGACUUAAGGAGUGAUAAGUUAAUUAUAUAUGGAACGGAGAUUAAACAAUCUUUAUUCAAGAGGUUAUACGAUUCCCUAAUUAUAAGGCCUAAGGCAGGGAUUUUAUAUGUUAAUUGCGAGGGAGCUUGUUAUUUUCUUAUAUCUGGGAAGGGUUGUCAUAGACCAAAUCAAAAUUUAAUCUUUGAUUGGUCUCCUUUUGGAGUCACAAUUCCAAAUUCUGUUAAUGAUUCUCUUAAAAAACAGCUUCAGGAAAAAGAUAAGGUGAUUAGUGUUUUAAACCAUCAAUAUUCUUUGAUUGAGGUUGAGAUGUUAUCUACCAAGGAUGAUUUGAAAGGUUCAAUGGAACAAGUAGAGAAACUUAAGGAACAAGUUUCAUCUUGUAAAAAGGUACAAAAUGAAAUGGGAGUUAAAAUUCAUGAGGCGUAUGAACGAGUUGCUUUGGUUGAUUUUGAGUUAGAACUUUAUAAGAUUGAGUUAAAUUCGUAUAAGAAGGGUGAAGAAGAGUUGUUGGAUCAAAUAUGUAGUUGUAAAGAGGGAUGUCGAAAAUUGGAAUUAGAAUUAGAAAAAAGACAUGCUCAACUUUCUUCGGCUUAUACUGAGUUACAAUGUACUAAAGUUGACCUAGAAACUUCAGCCAAAAGUAUAAAAGAACUAGGGUUUCAACUUUCCUCUUGUAUGAAGGAAAGUCAAGAUAUGGAAACAAAAUUAAAGAGGGUAGAAGAAGAACAUUCAUUAAUUAGCCUUGAGUUAAGAUCAACUAAAAAUGAACUUGAGUUAUCAAACAAAAAUGUAAAAUACCUUGAGGAAAUAAUUGCCACUUAUAAAAAGGAAAGUAAAAAUAUGGAAGUGGAAUUACAAAAUAUACAAAAUGAGAUCAAAGAUGAAUGUUAUAGUCAUAUGAUUGAGCAACAAUUUGUGGAAGGAGAAUUACAAAAGGUCAUUAACCAUCUUAGUAUAAUUAGUUAUGAAGUUAUGUCCACUAAUCAAAAGUUGGACGACUUAUUAAUUUCUAAGCUAUUGGGUAAAGUUAAUGGUUAUGACCAUUCUGAAGCAAUCAUCAUACAAUGUCGUCCGAAUUCGGGUUUCAAUUCUUCGUCCAUACAACAAGGUACGUAUGUGAGGAUCGCGACGAACAAUUGAUGCACCAACUCCAAUAAUACACUCAAAUGGAACAUUUCACAGAUAAUAUUGAUCUGUAGUACGUGCUAUACAUAAAGCUUAAACUAUUUGAACAUGCAUGAAUAACAUGUACUCCGAUCCGUACUAAUAGUCUAUUAAGCACGUGAUUGAUUAAUGUAUUGAAACUUCUUGUUGAAAGUGAUGUUCGAAAUUAGUGUAUUAAUUAGUGGUUCUUAAUGAUACAGUAAAGACGGGCAUGAUUACUUAUUGAUAUUAUUAGUGGCUAAUUCCACGUUCUAGCAAUAUAGGAUUAUGUUUUUAAGCCAAUAAAAAGUCUUUUUUUUCCUUUCUUUUUGUUUCUGUUAUAAGUUCAACACUUCUUGAGCGAUUUCCUUCAAUAUUACAUAAAAAUCCAAUAAUUCCCUAAAUACGUUACUUUUUAAGUUAUUUCCCACCAUACCGUCCACGUAAGCAAGGGAGAAAGAGAAGUAAUUUUUUUUUCCGGUUCAGCAUUGAACCGCCAUAUGAGAUAACGGUUUCGUUUUAAAGCAAACCGCCAUCUCAGAUGGCGGUUCAAUGUUAUAAACCGCUAUCCCAUAUAGCGGUUUGCAUUAAAACAAAACCGCUAUCUCAGAUGGCGGUUUACUUAAUUGUAAAUUAUUUUUAAUAUGAAUUACAGUUUAAACAGAAAUAUAAUUUAGAAGUAACCUCUUGUGACAUCAAUUGUGUCUGUAGCUCAGUGGAUAGAGUGGAUUGUUUCUACGUAGGAGGUCAUGGGUUCGAAUCCUACCUGAUGUGUUUAUUUCUUUUUAACCAUUUAUUAAUAUUAAUUAUAAACAUUUCCAAAUUUAACUUAUCAACAUUAGUGUUUGUAGCUCAGUGGAUAGUGUGUUUGUUUCCUAAACAGAAGGUCGUGGGUUCGACCCCUAGCUGAUGCGGUUUUUUUUUUUUUUUUACCAUUUAUAAAUAGUACGUGAUUAUAAACCGCUAUCUCAGAUAGCGGUUUACUUUAGUCAACCGCUACCUGAGAUAGCGGUUUAGUGUCGCUUGGUUGAAAAAAAAAAGACCGGUUUUAAUGCUGACGUGGACGGUAUGGUGGGAAUUAAGUUAAAAAGUGGCGCAUUUUGGGAAUUUGACGUUCUUUACACAAUAUUGAAGGAAAUCGCUCACACUUCUUUAUGAUUUUCUUUUUUAUUCAGUAUUUUCUUUUCGUUUUAUUUUUAUUUUUGACAAAGAAGACAAACAAACACAGAAAAGAAACUAAAAGUUGACAAACAAAUUAAACACAGAAAAGAAACUAAAAGUUGUAAGAAAGAAGCUCCCGACGGCGACCAAGAGCCUCCAAAUGACGAGUUGAGCCCUGUAGUGGAACGCGCAACCUUACACAUAGUCAAAAACUCCAAAGUUUCAAACAAGAUUUCGUAACUGGGAAACAAGCCAGGUCAUUUUUAAUUCCGCCUGGACCGUUGAACCUAACAAGCCUAAGCGCCACCCCGGGUAAUUAGGAGACCGACCAGAAAUAUGUUAGCAAAAGCAACAUGAUUCGAGGAAUAACGGACCAAGUUAGUAACUUUAAACUAGCUUCCUUUAGUCGGCCACGUCUAUAUCACCCCUUUCCAAAUAGGGCUGAGCAAACUAUCUGCCCGAUUUUCAGAUCGGAUAUCCGAUUCAAAAACUUUGGAUAUCAAAUACCAAUUUAGAUAGAUUUUCAUUCUUUUAGAUAUCCGAUAUCCAAAAAUAUCUUAAAUUCAAAAAAGCUCAGAACAAUACGCGGAAUAUAACACAUCUGAGCAAUAUUCAAGAACAUGUUUAUAAAAGAACAUGUUUAUAACUGUUGGUUUACUUGGUUCACACUCUACUGACAUUGUACCAACUCCACC
Spinacia oleracea (spinach) is the source of this 3267-nucleotide messenger RNA. RefSeq lists its product as uncharacterized. Bases 143 to 1408 code for a protein of 421 amino acids. The record is from RefSeq and is a predicted model, not a curated record. NCBI's taxonomy places the organism in Eukaryota, Viridiplantae, Streptophyta, Magnoliopsida, Caryophyllales, Amaranthaceae. The transcript is spliced from 2 exons.